Molecule: messenger RNA, 1070 nt
Organism: Syzygium oleosum
Lineage: Eukaryota; Viridiplantae; Streptophyta; Magnoliopsida; Myrtales; Myrtaceae
Product: endo-1,3;1,4-beta-D-glucanase-like
Exons: 7
Coding region: 88-810 (240 amino acids)
Molecular function (GO): hydrolase activity
Source: RefSeq, a predicted model, not a curated record
UGCCUUCACAAAUUUGUCACAUUGUCUCACUGAUUCCUCACUCCGAGUGCGUCCCAGGUUCACCAGAUAUCUGGGGAAGAAAGGAAGAUGUCGAGCUCUCAGUGUUUUGAGAACCCACCAAACCUGAGCUCAACUUGUGGAGAAGGACGUGUUGAAGAGCUUGCAGGCCUCAAAACUUACGUCACUGGCCCUUCCGAUUCCAAGCUCGCUGUUAUUCUCAUCGCCGAUGUUUUUGGGUAUGAGGCUCCUAAGCUGAGGAAACUCGCAGAUAAGAUUGCAUCCGCGGGAUUCUUGGUGGUUGUACCCGAUUUCUUUCACGAAGAUCCCGUUAUUGAUUUCACUAGUCCUAAUUUUAAUAGAGAAGCUUGGUUUAAGAAUCAUGGCACGGAUAAAGGGUAUGAAGAUGCCAAGCCUGUGAUUGCCGCUCUUAAGAGCAAAGGUGUGUCUGCCAUUGGGGCUGCAGGAUUUUGUUGGGGAGGAAAGGUGCUAGUGAAAUUAGCAGGCACUGAAGACAUUCAAGCAGCAGUUAUUCUGCACCCUGGUCGUAUGACCGAAGAUGAAAUCAAAGCCGUCAAGAUUCCAACUGCUAUAUUGGGAGCCGAGAUCGACCACUCUUCCCCGCCUGAAGACCUGAAAAAGUUUGGGGAGAUCAUGUCGGCCAAAACUGAAUUCGAGAGUUAUGUGAAGAUAUUCCCUGGUGUUAGUCAUGGAUGGAGUGUGAGGUACGACGACAGCAACGAACUUGCUGUCAAGAGCGCCGAAGAGGCCCAAGAGGACACGUUGAAUUGGUUCUUGAAGCAUGUCAAGUGAAGAAGAGAAGAAAAGGCACCGAAGCAGAACAUAGCGAGGGCAGCAGCAGAUGACUGCACCGUGAGAUUCGUACAAUUGCAGGACUAGUCAUCUGUUCUGGACUAGUCAUCUAUUGUAAUAAUGUUUUUUUUUUUUGCUAAAAUCUAUUGUAACAAUGUUUGGCGAGGAAACAGUGUACUGUACUGCUGUUACUUAGAGAAAUAAGAUAUCGGUUUCGUGGCUUGAACUUCGAAGAUUGAAAAUGAAUUAUGUCGUGUCAA